Messenger RNA from Prosopis cineraria, 1247 nucleotides. Its product is annotated as tetraketide alpha-pyrone reductase 1. The transcript is spliced from 6 exons. The record is from RefSeq and is a predicted model, not a curated record. Lineage: Eukaryota; Viridiplantae; Streptophyta; Magnoliopsida; Fabales; Fabaceae. Bases 1 to 1041 code for a protein of 346 amino acids. Gene Ontology annotation, molecular function: oxidoreductase activity, acting on the CH-OH group of donors, NAD or NADP as acceptor.
AUGGUGUUUAUUGAGGAAGACAUGGCUCUUGCUUCUUCAGGGAGUGAUGGGGAAUUCAAAGGCAGAGUGUGCGUGACUGGGGCUUCUGGCUUUCUGGCUUCUUGGCUCAUUAAACGACUUCUUUCGUCUGGCUAUCACGUCACUGCAACUGUCAGAGAUUUAGGAAAUGAGACGAAAUUACAACAUUUAUGGAGGCUGGAAGGGGCAAAGGAGAAUCUGCGCCUCGUGAAAGCUGAUUUGAUGGUAGAAGGCAGCUUCGACCAUUCAAUCAUGGGAUGCUCCGGCGUCUUCCACACUGCCUCUCCUGUCCUCAAACCUUCCUCAGAUCCCAAGGAAGAGAUAUUGAAGCCAGCAGUGGAAGGAACUCUUAAUGUGCUACGUUCAUGUCGAAAGAACCAGUCACUUCGGCGCCUGGUUUUGACUUCAUCUUCUUCAGCCUUGAGGGUGAGAGAUGAUUUCGAUUCCAGCAUUCCUCUCGAUGACUCAUCCUGGAGCUCCACCCAACUGUGCGAGAAACUUCAGCUAUGGUACGCAUUGUCAAAGACACUGGCAGAGAGAGCAGCAUGGGAUUUCUGCAGGGACAAUGGGAUCCAUUUGGUGACAGUGCUGCCAUCAUUCAUUAUUGGACCUAGCUUGCCUCCACAAUUAUGUUCCACAGCAUCUGAUGUCCUCGGCUUGCUCCAAGGGGAAACUGAGAAAUUCGGAUGGCAUGGAAGGAUGGGAUACGUUCAUAUUGAUGACGUGGCACUUUGCCAUAUCUUGGUUUACGAGAAUGAAGCAGCCUCUGGUCGAUACCUUUGCAGCUCCACUGUGUUGGAUAACCACGAGUUAACUUCUCUGCUUGCAGUCCGCUUUCCUUGGCUCCCCAUCCCCACAAGGUUUAAGAAACUCGAUAGACCCUACUAUGAACUCGACACGUCCAAGAUAAGAAAUUUAGGAUUCGAGUUCAAGACUGUCGAGGAAAUGUUUGACGAUUGCGUUCUGUCGCUUGAGCAACAGGGCCAUCUUCCUCCCCGCCCCUCCAUGGCAUCAACAUCAUGAUCAACACUUUCAACUUGCCAUCGAGCAUUAUUCACACCAUCUCACAAUGGAUUCUUAGCAUACACCCCAACUUGAAUGGUAUUGAAAUAAUGUGUUACUUGAUUUUCUUUCACCUCAUUUUAACCAAUUACAUCCGCUUACACACAUAUCAUACAAAAUCUGAUUAUCCGCCUCGCACUUAUGAUGGUGGGCAAGUAUUAUUUUUA